AUGGCCGGUGGCAAGGCGACGUACUACGCGGUGCUGGGCGUGGCGCGGGACGCGUCCGCCACCGAGAUCCGCUCGGCGUGGCGCAGGCUGUCGCUGGAGCGAGCCCUGGCCAGGUACCUGGAGAUCCAGGAGGCCUACAAGGUGCUCUCCGACCGGGAAAGGAAGGCCAUGUAUGACGCGGGGCUCCGCAUGCAGAUGCAGUUCGACGCUGCCACCCAAAACGGCGCUGAUAAGGAGGGUCGUGGCCCCAACAACAUGGACGAGCUGACGGCCAUGAUGGACAGGAUGAAGACCGACAGCGAGGAGUCCGAUGGCGAGCCUCGCCCGGCUGCGGCGGGAGGAGCAGGGAGGCCAGGGAAGAAGGGCAGCUCCUCCCCCUCGUCGCCGGCUACGGUGCGGAUCGACCUGUCCGUCAAGUUCACCCCCGCGGCGGGGACCAGCCGCGGCGGCGGCCCCUCGGGCCCGCGCCGCCCUGCCCGCCCGCGCAAGACGAUGCUGGACCCUGUCCUUGGGCGCAAGCUGCGGUGGCGCAAAGACUAG
Setaria italica (foxtail millet) is the source of this 540-nucleotide messenger RNA. Its product is annotated as chaperone protein DnaJ-like. NCBI's taxonomy places the organism in Eukaryota, Viridiplantae, Streptophyta, Magnoliopsida, Poales, Poaceae. The transcript has 4 exons. Bases 1 to 540 code for a protein of 179 amino acids. The record is from RefSeq and is a predicted model, not a curated record.